Molecule: messenger RNA, 1709 nt
Organism: Pseudomyrmex gracilis
Lineage: Eukaryota; Metazoa; Arthropoda; Insecta; Hymenoptera; Formicidae
Gene: ATP6AP2
Product: renin receptor
Exons: 9
Coding region: 50-1405 (451 amino acids)
Biological process (GO): positive regulation of Wnt signaling pathway
Cellular component (GO): membrane; external side of plasma membrane
Molecular function (GO): signaling receptor activity
Source: RefSeq, a predicted model, not a curated record
UUUUCUUAUCACAUGUGAUUUGACGUGAUCACACUAAAGAGGUGAUCACAUGAUCGCGUCCGAAAUUGAUCGAAGGAGUGUCUCUCGAAUUUCUCUUCGUGCGACGAUGAUCCGACAAUUGUCGCUUCUUCUCGCUGUUCUCGCCACAGCAGUACACGGCCGUUCCCAUGCAAUCGGCGAAUUCAUCGUGCUUCAUUCACCCGACAGUGUAGAAUUUACCGUAAAUGGAGAUAAAUGGAUCGAGCAAAGCAGUCUCAAGGAAAUAUUGUCCGCGGCUCUUGGUUACACGGGAAAGCAGAGAGAUGCGGAGCACAGUAUUGCUAUAUGGGAUCCAUUUUCAAUGCCCCAGGCAUUGGUCGUUAUAGCGGUUGAUGGAAUGGAAUCUUUACCGAUUUUAAGUGACAAAAUCAAAGUCACAUAUCCUCUGAUCGUUGACGAAGUGGAGGAGACUACUUGGCAAGCAAUCAGAAGUAGAAUUGAGGAGCGAAGUAACGAUAACACAUUGGUCAGAAUUAAUCUGAGCGAUGGAGUUGACGCUCUGGGUCAGUCAGCUCUUGGUGAACUCAAACCAGCCAGUAUGGAGAAAUUGGUAUCUCUGAGUCCCGAAGUAGAAGAAGAUCGCAGGUUCGUUGAGGAGAUACAACUCCUUCAUGCUAUCGCUGAUAACGCGUCUUCUGCAAAGAAGCACGAUUCUGGCACUGAUGUCUAUUGGCUAGUUGUGUCGGCGCUCAGACCUAUUCUGGACCUUCACGGGAACUCCUCCGCGCCAGUCGUAGAAGCGUACACAUUGCUGAACGAGGCAAUGGAACAUGUUUCUAAGGCCUUCGUAAACACUUACGACGGCAAGGUUGUCGUCGCAGUAUUCACGAAUGACGCUAGCAGGUUGAGAAACACGCGGUCUGUACUUCUUGAGAGACAGCGCAGAGAUGUGAAAGCUUAUAAAUCUAACAGUGUUAAAUCGACCGAUAAUGCCAAGGGAACAUCAAUUAGUUCAGACAUUAACGAUAAUAAUUUUGUCAAGCGAGACGAACCAGACGAGCAAAGUAAUAAGGAAGGAGAGGAGACAAAUAAAAUGAGUAGUACUGAGUCCGACACUAUUGACAGCACUACUGAACACAUGAACGUUCAGGAUAGCUCGACGUCGGAAAAGUCCGACCUGAACUCAGUUAAUAAGGAGAAUGAGAUAAAUACUAACACACAGACAAUACCAGGACAGCCUCCAUUUUCGGGCCGCGCAAAAACUUAUUCGGAGAUCUAUCCUGUCAUCUUCAACAUCCUUUUGUGGUUUGGCAUCGCUUUCUUCUUCUCGCUCUUAGCUGUUUGUAUCGCCAUCGCCAAUAUGGAUCCAGGACGGGAUUCUAUUAUCUAUAGGAUGACGUCGAACCGAAUGAAAAAAGAUAAUUAAAUGUAAAUAUAAAUAGUUAUGAGUUUUUGUAACAUAUUUUUGUGCGAAGUGUACUCAUCGGAAUUCCAUGAGUGUAUGUAUGUAUGUAUAAUUUAAGCUUCAUGUAAAUUGAGAAAGUUUAAAUAGGUAACUUCAUCGUACGUGUACAUCCCGAGAAUUACUUGAGACUAUUUGAUUAUUCACGCGUUCGUCACAUUAAGAGAAUGUAGUUACAGUAUUUUAUUCAAGUAUAUGAUGAUGAUUAUUAUGUUGUUAUAUAUAAUAAAUUUUGGAACUUGUAUAUUCCUGAAAGAGAGCCAACGAA